Marchantia polymorpha subsp. ruderalis is the source of this 2896-nucleotide messenger RNA. NCBI's taxonomy places the organism in Eukaryota, Viridiplantae, Streptophyta, Marchantiopsida, Marchantiales, Marchantiaceae. The record is from the annotation of a GenBank genome assembly.
GCAAACAUCACGAUCUUUCUCGAAAUGAAAGCAGUUGCGUACAUUUGAUUCAUCCUCUGGCUUGGAUCUGGUUAGUUUUCAUGGGAACACGAAACACGGACAACGUUGUCCUUCAUGAUGAUCGUGAGAGAUGCACGAAGGGAAAGCGUCACCGCCGUCACGGUCGAUGAAGGUGCGAGAAGAGGAGAGGGCCGAGGCGGUGCUGUGCUGCUGAUUCAGAACACAUCAUCGGAACGAGUGUCUACCUGCCUGCCCGCGAGAUUGAAUGCAGAAGCAGAGAGUGACGAUCCCGCAAUUUGCCGAAAAAUGUUCGGGGCUGCCCGGUAGAUCCUGCGCGUGGAGCUGAAGCAAGUUGGAACAUGUCGGCCGCGCGAGCGCGAGCACUGCAGGCCGCUCUGCGGCCGAUCACAACAGCAGCCGCAGCACCCGUAGCCAAGGCGCAGAGUGGAGAAGCGAUACUUCGUUCUUCGGACAGCAGAUUGUCAGUUCGUGAACUCCACAGUAAAAAUUCUCGCUGUUUUCAUGGAGGGGAGAGUACGAGGAAUAAAGGUCUUCCUCGGAAAUUGGCCGCUGCGAGGUCAGAGUACACCGAAGCUGAUCAGGCAGCAACUGCCCCCUGGCCAAUAGUGAGGCGCUCUGUUUUAGAGACUCUUCUGAAGAACUAUGCACGUUAUCCUAUCGUUGUCCAGCCUCUCAUCUUGCACGGACCGCGUGGUGUGGGCAAGCGCACUGUCGUAGAAGAGUUGAUGAAAGAAUGGAGGAAGCCUCCCCACGUUGUUGCUUUUGUAAAUCUUUCCGGUAGAGAAAUAUGCCCGUGGUUUGAGAGUGACAUACUUGAAGACAAUCAGAAUACUUCGAAAAUCAGAGAAGGUGACCAAAAACCUAAACCAGAGGGCUCUCUGAACAUAGGAACCAUUCGGUACAUGGUUGAAGAGGGGCUUGAAUAUCUUGCCAGCAAAGCCGUCGAAAAAGGCUAUCUGACAGGUGAUGAUGUUUUAGCCGUCCUUAUGAAACAUUACGCUGUGGAUGGAGCCUUGAGUCAAUUUUUACGGACACAUGGAAAGAAACCAGCUUCUGUGGAAACCAUUACUAAAUCAGGGAACACCAGAGAUAUGUGGAAGGAAGGAAUAGAGCAAAUGAGGAAGCAGUUUUUUUCCGAGUUUGUUACUGGUCCGGUCUCCAAUCAUCCUGGUAGUACUGAAACCCAAAUUCAACAAUCAGAUGAAUCGGGUCUUCUCAUGUCAAAAAAGCCGAGGUCGCAAGUGCUCGUCAGGGAGGAAGCCAUCCUGUCUUUGGCUCUUGCACAGCAGCUACUGAAGAUUCACGAGAAUUGGAAAAUUCCUUCUAAGCAGCAGCUCAAGAGUGAAGGUAUUGUUUCAAAAGCACCUGCAGAUGCUGCUACAAGCUAUUCGAUACUGCUCCUGAGACUGAUCUCUGGCAGUGUUCGGGAAGGAACUUUUCAGCCAAAAUUGAUAAUCAACAAUCUAGGCUUGAUGCGCAAAGCGGCUCCAGAAAAUCCUGAAGAUGGCCUGCAUGGUGCUCUGUAUCAUGACAGUCUGCUCAUGCAAAUAACGAAGCUGGGUUUCAGUGAAGGUUGCAUUCCCAUUAUCUCAGUAUCAUCAGACAGUUACUAUUCACGGAAACUAUUUGAGGAUCAUGGCAACGAUCAUGCCUUCAUAUCCCAAGAGACUCUGGGAUGGACACCCAAGGAGGCUGCCAUUCACCUGGUUCCAACCAUUUUUGAAGAGCCCGAGUGGAAGGUUAUAAACACUGUCCUGGGAUCCAAUGUCCGUCAUCUAAAGGAGUUGCACUCGAUUUGGCAUCAUCCUUCUUUUUGGGAGUUGCUGGAAGAAAACAGCGGGAAUGCUAUAGAAGAUUGCAUUGAUCUUUACCUGGGCUACCUACAGGUGACAGCUAUUGACCCAUCUAUGGAGGCAGCCUCUAAGCUUUUAGAAACUUUUGCUCAAGAUGUCGCUGCCGGAAAGAUUAGCAGGAGUCGCCUGAAACAUGGAGUUCCAUGGAGGCAUCCCCCGAGAACACCUCAAUACCAACGGCGGUGGGCACGUCUGCAGCUAUUAGACUAUAUACAAGCCCUGGCAGACACGGAUUUUGCGGUGAAUCACCAGGAAGAGAAAGCCCAAGAAUUUUUAGACGACCCUUCAACUGAUGCUCUCUUGCAGGUGGGUCUUCUUUACAAGCAGAGAGAACCCCCCUACCUUCGACCGAUCACUCGUGGAGUUGCAAGGUGUCUUGUCCGAUGGUACGUCAAGGAAAGACUCCAGCUGACAAUGGCAGAAGAUGUGAUGUACAAAUGGCAUCGGUUUGUAAGAGGGCGAUAUUACCGUCAACUCAUCGUCAUUUGACUUUUAUGUGCAGAUAAAGAAUUAAUUCACUUUGGCAACAAAUGCAUCUUGUAUGUAGAAUUUUCCGUAUGUAGGUAUGCGGUAAACAGAAAGUUUAUGUCCAGUGCAUGGGUUUACUGCACAUAAUUUUCUGCUGAAACCCAGUGACCACCUCCAAAGUGGUUCAGGAAGAAAUAUUCAAGGUAGUUGUUUAGAAAGAACAGGGAUGUCAGCCAUUUGGACUCUUCAGAAAAACGAAACUCGGUAGGAGCGAGUCAAGAUCGAGUUUUUUUCCAACGAAGUCUACAUAGUAUCAGUCCAAAUUAUCGCGAUUUGUGUUCAAUGUGGAACAACACACAACAAGUGCAUAACUAGUGAGUCUCAUGGAAAUCCUGAAAAAUGCUUUCUGGUGACGGAACUCAAUCUGUAGUUUACAUUUCGUAGCGCAGAGUGGAGGAGAUUUUUUCGACUCUUUCUUCCAAAAUGGAACUUAGCAGCCAGGUGUGAUUACUGAUUGAAUAGAUUCUCGCCUAACUUUGGAAUGGGGUUCAAAC